CAUACACACAUUCCCCCUCUGCUUCAUCGUGUGACUGCUUUCUUUCCUUACUCAUGCUCACAGCUGAUUCCUAAAAUGUGGCUGCCACUGCUACUGCUCGGCCUCUUCCAGCCCUUGCUGGGCUACCAGAUUGACUGGAACAAGUUAGAAAAUAUAGCAAGAGCAAAGGUAGAGACAUGUGGUGGAUGACAGCUGAACAGACUUAAAGAGGUGAAGGACUUCGUUAUGGAGGACAUCCCUCUUUAUCACAACCUUGAGAUGAAGCAUAUAGCUGGUGCUGAUCCUGAACUAGUACUACUUUCCUCCAGAUAUGAAGAAAUAGAUAGAGUUCAUCUUAGCAACAUGAGGAGAAAGGAAAUUAACCAGUUACUGAAGGAUCUAGGAUUUUACAAGAAGGAAAGUCCAGAUUCCCCUGUCCCCCCUGAAUUUCAAAUGGCACCGGCAAGAAAAAAGACUCUGGAUGUAGAAGGGAAAGCUGCGGAGCAGGAUACAAAGGAGGAAUUGUAAAAGCUUUGUGUAAUAGUUGUUUGCACCAACAAGGAAAUGCAAUACAUUAGAGAAUUAGUUAAUAUAAAGUACAUGGAAAUAGAACUGCUAAG
Molecule: messenger RNA, 599 nt
Organism: Bufo bufo (common toad)
Lineage: Eukaryota; Metazoa; Chordata; Amphibia; Anura; Bufonidae
Gene: SELENOM
Product: selenoprotein M
Exons: 5
Cellular component (GO): endoplasmic reticulum lumen
Molecular function (GO): oxidoreductase activity
Source: RefSeq, a predicted model, not a curated record